Molecule: messenger RNA, 1296 nt
Organism: Geodia barretti
Lineage: Eukaryota; Metazoa; Porifera; Demospongiae; Tetractinellida; Geodiidae
Source: the annotation of a GenBank genome assembly
CUGCCGUUCGACGAUCCGGCGCCCGAGCCGCCCGCACGGCCCGCCCGGCGCGUGCUGACGGUGACGGAACUGACCGCCAGCGUCCGCGUGCUGCUCGAGUCGAAGUAUGCCGAGGUCUGGAUCGAAGGCGAAAUCUCGAACGCGCGCGUCUGGAAGACGGGCCACCUGUACUUCACGCUCAAGGACGCCGGCGCGCAGCUGCGCGCCGUCAUGUUUCGCUCGGCGCUGCGCUACCAGCGGUUCCGGCCGGAGGACGGCCAGCACGUCAUCGCCCGCGGCCGGCUCAGCGUGUACGAGCCGAAGGGCGAGUACCAGAUCGUGUGCGAGCAUCUGGAGCCGCAGGGCGUGGGCGCCCUGCAGCUCGCCUUCGAGCAGCUCCGGCGGCGGCUCGAUCACGAGGGGCUGUUCGACGCGGCGCGCAAGCGGCCGCUGCCGCCGCUGCCGCGCAAGAUCGGCGUGGUGACGUCGCUCGACGGCGCCGCGCUCCGCGACAUCAUCAACGUGCUCAGCCGGCGCCAUCCCAACGUCCACGUGGUCAUCGGCCCGACGCGCGUCCAGGGCGAGCGGGCGGCGGAGGAAAUCGUCCACCUCUGGGCGUUCAACGAGGAGCCGGUGGCGCGCGCCAUUGCCGGCGCACCGGUGCCGGUCAUCUCGGCGUUGGGGCACGAGACGGACUUCACCAUCAGCGAUUUCGUCGCCGACCUGCGCGCGCCCACCCCCUCGGCAGCGGCGGAGCUGGUCGUGGCCGGCAAGGACGAGAUCAGCGCGCGGAUCCGGAAUCUAGAGCAACGUCUGCGGGCGGCGGCGCGGGACGGCCUGCAGCGGCGGCGCUCGGCCGUGCACGGGCUCCAGACGCGGCCGGGUCUGGCCGGGUGGCCGACGCGGGUCGCGGUGCGCGGGCGGCAGGUCGGCGAGCUCACCUACCGGCUCACGCGUGCGGCGCGCGCUGGCGCGGCGCGCCGGGAACGGCGCCUCCACGAGCUGCGCCUGCGGCUGGAAGCGCUCGACCUUGGCCGCCGCAUCGACGGCAUUCGAGCGCGCCUGCGGGCGGCGCGCGCCGGCAUGGCGGCCGCGCUCCGCGACGUCCAGCAGGCCCGGGAGGCCCGCCUGCGCGUUGCAGCCGGCCGUCUCGAGACGUUGAGCCCGCUCGGCGUGCUGGCCCGCGGCUACGCCGUCUGCUGGAACGCCGACCGCUCGUCGAUCAUCCGCGACGCGACGGCGGUCACGACCGGCGCGGAGGUACACGUUACCCUGCACAGCGGGGCGCUGGAUUGCACGGUCACAAAGGUCGAAUGA